ACAGGGGAGCAGCGGAAUGUAUGUGAAGGAACCACGCUCAACUAUAGCUGUUGUGAACAGCUUUGUUGGAGUAUCUCUGUUGACAAUGCCAUUCUGCUUUCAGCAGUGCGGCAUUAUCCUGGGCUCCCUUCUGCUGUUCUCCUGCUCCUGGAUGACCUACAGCUCCAGUCUGAUGUUGCUGAAAGCAGCAAUAGCAGCUAAACGCAAAACAUACUUUGGUCUUGCUCAAAUCUCAUAUGGAAUACCUGGAAAAUUAGUUGUUGAAAUAAGUAUGAUCGGAUUGAUGCUGGGAACCAGUAUUGCUUUCUUUGCUGUGCUUGAAGAUCUGGGAGCCAACCUUUUCUUGGCUUUGACUGGAUCUGUGACUACCCCUUGGCAACGCACUUUAUUGCUGCUUGCUAUCACCUCUGGAGUUGUUCUUCCCCUCAGCCUGGCGAGAAAGGUGUCAGAUUCAGCCUGGCAGUUGUUGAUCUCUCUCAUGUUCUACAUGUUAUUAAUGAUUGUGCUGGGGCUGCACUGCCUGAACUCCGUGAUCUCUGGUGAACUAACGUUGGAGAAAGUCCACCUAUGGCAGUGGCCUGGAAUUGCUGCUACGCUGCCAAUAUUUGCCACUUCCUUCUGUGGUCACCCACUGGUGCUUCCAAUGUAUUUCAGCCUCAGAGGGCAAUCUGUGGGGCAAAUGAAAGUGAUCUGCAAGCAAGCAACCGUCACCACCUUUGUCUUUUAUACUGUAGUUGGAGUCUGUGGCUACCUGACUCUCGUUGAAGCUGUACCGGGCAAUAUACUCACUGCUCUACCCUCGGGUUUUGCAACAAAUGGCAUCUGUGCUAUUUUUUUAAUUUCACUCACAUUAAGCUUCCCAUUGAUCAUUCUACCCUGCCGACAAGCCAUCAGCACGCUCCUUUUUGAAGAAGAGAAAGAAGAUGGCACAUUCUCAGUGAGUGGAGAUUUGCCCUUUCGUCAGCAUGUGAUAACUACAAUGUUAAUAGUUUACAGUACCAUGACCGUAGGUAUCCUGGUACCGGAUGUGCAGGCUGUGUUAGCAAUCAUAGGAACCACCAUGGGAACAGUCAUUUGCUUCAUUUUUCCAUCUGUAUUUCAUGCAAAACUGCGGAAAGAUACUUUCACAGGCAGAAUCGUUCUGGGUUUUGGAAUCUUCCUGCUCCUUAUCCGUGCAUCCAGCUUUGCUAAUUUCAAUGAAGAAUUCCGAUUGCAGCCAGUCCGGAAGUCCAUGAUGCCUAAUGAAUCAGGAAAUGUAAAGAUUGCGCGAAGGAAUGUAGGGCUGACUUUACCAGAAUUGAUGGAUGAUAUUGGAAAUGAACAAUUGAAACAAAAAGGUCAAUUGUUGACAUACAAGCAAAUUACCUUAAAUAUUGGUGUCAACAAAGAAAAUGCCAGCCUAAAAGGAUUUACCAAACUGCAAGAGACCGGUUUACCCUCCACAUCUAGUACUGGGGAAAGAUUAAAGGAACUGAAAGAAACAGAAAGGACAGGAGCAUUUGUACCUUCAUCAGAAAACAAGUGGCAGGAGAAUGAUUUACCAUUUCUGGUAUUGGCUCCCAUCAUGCUGACCGUAGCACACCUUCGAACACAAUGA
This is a messenger RNA of Stegostoma tigrinum, 1597 nucleotides long. Its product is annotated as putative sodium-coupled neutral amino acid transporter 10. The coding region runs from base 17 to 1597 and encodes 526 amino acids. Gene Ontology annotation, molecular function: amino acid transmembrane transporter activity. The record is from RefSeq and is a predicted model, not a curated record. The transcript has 13 exons. Gene Ontology annotation, biological process: amino acid transmembrane transport. Lineage: Eukaryota; Metazoa; Chordata; Chondrichthyes; Orectolobiformes; Stegostomatidae.